AUGUCCUUUAUAGCAGAUCUCACUACCAUUGGAAUGAUCCUGUGUGGAGUGUCCUUCUUCACGGAGUGUGAGGGGAAGCCUAUAAAGAGACGCGCAGUGAGUGAGGUGCAGCUGAUGCACAAUUAUGGCGACUUGACGCAUUUCUUACAAAGACAGGAAUGGCUCCAGCUGCAGCUGCAGAAUCUCUACCUGGCCUCUGUCAGCACCCCGCAGGAAUCUACCCCCAAGGUGGCAGAAAACAGGCCUCAAAAGCCAGUGAAAAAAGAGAACAAAACGAAGCAUUUCGCGUAUCCAAACCAACAUACAAACCAGAGAAAAGCCAACAGAAACAACGCAAAGCCUAAUGCAGACUUUGCUUUAAAGCCAGUGGUUCCAUGAGCGCAGAUUAUUUCGGAUUAACCAAAGAGAUC
Spea bombifrons (plains spadefoot toad) is the source of this 410-nucleotide messenger RNA. RefSeq names its product parathyroid hormone (gene PTH). NCBI's taxonomy places the organism in Eukaryota, Metazoa, Chordata, Amphibia, Anura, Pelobatidae. The transcript is spliced from 2 exons. The record is from RefSeq and is a predicted model, not a curated record. Gene Ontology annotation, biological process: intracellular calcium ion homeostasis. Bases 1 to 378 code for a protein of 125 amino acids. Gene Ontology annotation, cellular component: extracellular region. Gene Ontology annotation, molecular function: hormone activity.